UUGCCAUUUGACUCAUAUCGAACACGCGUCACGCAACACACGUCAACCAGUCACAUCCCAGCCACUUGUCUACACAAGGAGUCUAACAGCCACAGAGAAAGGACAACGUAUAGGACAUACUGGUGUACCGUUAAUCUGCAUACGUGAGGAAUACUAAGCAGCAGGAUGUGUUCUGGGGAAAGAAUUAGUUGCAUCAAAUAUUUGAUGUACGCAUUCAACAUUCUGUUCUUGAUUCUUGGGCUUGGGAUUGUAGGAUUUGGAAUCUGGAUUCGGGUUGACCCAGACGCUGGUGAAUACAUAAACGAGUCUGUCGAUUUUAACGCGUUACUGACAGCCUCCAGCAUUUUCAUCAGCAUCGGGUGCGUCAUCCUCCUUGUCGGCGUUGUCGGAGUUUGUGGAACAAUCAGAAGGAGCCAGUGCCUUCUUGUUGUGUUUUUCAUCAGUUUGUGCAUCGUAUUUGUGGUUCUUCUUGCGGCUGGAGUGAUUGUUCUCAUCCAGAUGGAUAACGUGAAAGACGCAUUCGGCAAUUACCUCCAGAGCAAAGUUAAUGUCUACAAGGGCGACACAGAUGCCAAACUCUUCAUACAUAACUUCCAGGAAGCGUUCCAUUGCUGUGGAGCCAAAUCUGGAAUUUCAGAUUAUCCUGUUGACACCUUAACUGAAGUCUCCUGUAAACUUGAGACUUAUCAGAAGCCUUGUGCCGAGGAGUUUUUCAAAACACUGGCACCUAACCUUGGUAUCACGGCGGCAGUGGCAUUUCUUGGCGCUGUUAUUAUGAUUAUAGGAAUGGUUUUGUCUAUGAUGUUCUGCUGUGCCGUAAGAAAGGAUUCGCCUUGAGGAAGAUAAGGCACAAGAGGAGUAACAGCGGUUGUCAAUGACAACACCUCAGCACUUCAUUCUGCUCCUUUAUCCCAUAGAAGAAUCUUAUCCUCUCUCAAUCAUUCUCUGAAACAUUUCCAAAAGUAUCAUUUUCAUACCAUGAUGUCAUUUUUUUAUUAAAACAUAAUAAUCCAUGA
Haliotis rubra (blacklip abalone) is the source of this 1016-nucleotide messenger RNA. RefSeq names its product CD9 antigen-like. The record is from RefSeq and is a predicted model, not a curated record. The transcript has 8 exons. Bases 166 to 837 code for a protein of 223 amino acids. Gene Ontology annotation, cellular component: membrane. NCBI's taxonomy places the organism in Eukaryota, Metazoa, Mollusca, Gastropoda, Lepetellida, Haliotidae.